Arachis stenosperma is the source of this 930-nucleotide messenger RNA. RefSeq lists its product as uncharacterized. The record is from RefSeq and is a predicted model, not a curated record. NCBI's taxonomy places the organism in Eukaryota, Viridiplantae, Streptophyta, Magnoliopsida, Fabales, Fabaceae. The transcript has a single exon. The coding region runs from base 1 to 930 and encodes 309 amino acids.
AUGGUCACUACAAGUGAUCAAGAGGAUGAAGACGAGCAAAGCAACCUCUCCCAACAGCCUGAAAACAACUCAACAGAGGAGGAGGAUAGAGAUCACCAAGAACCAGAAAUCUCACAACAAGAGUUGCUGAAGCUCUAUGCACCAUUUCCCCAACUGCUCAAUGGUGCUGUGGGGAAGAGAAUAUACUCAAGGUUCCUAGACUUGUUUGCAUCUCUGCAUGUGAACAUACCAUUCAUCAAGGCCAUACAACAAAUGCCUGCAUUCAUCAAGUACAUAAAGGAACUUCUUCCCAGGAAAAGCUCACUCAAAGGAGGCCAAACUAUAGUGUUAAACAAGGAAUGUAGUGCCCUUAUUCAACCUGAAUUGCCUGCAAAAAGAAGAGACCCAGGGAGUUUUCACAUCACUUGUGCCAUAGAGGAAACAAUGUUUGAUAAAGCACUCUGUGAUUUAGGGGCAAGCAUCAACUUACUGCCCCUAUCCCUGGCGAAGAGGCUGCAGAUCAAUGAGAUAAUGCCCACAGAUGUGGUCAUCAGACUGGCUGACAAUACUCAAAAGCAAGCAAUAGGAGUGGUGGAAAAUGUGUUACUAAAGGUUGGGAAAUACUUUCUCCCAACAGACUUUGUCAUCCUGGACAUGGAAGAGAAUCACACUCACCCAAUCAUAUUGGGAAGACCCUUCCUAGCUACGGCCAGAGCACUCAUAGAUGUGGAGAAAGGGGAGCUAAUAUUGAGGAUCCAUGAUGAACGACUCAGCUUUAAUGUCUUCAAACUCUCACAAGAAGUAGACCAAGAGCACAAGGAACCAUGUAAAGAUCAUGAUGAGAUGCUGAAGGAGAGGAAGCAAGCACUGAAGCACACCCAACCUAUCUGGAGACUCCUUUGGUUGAUAAACAAGGGAAACAGCAACUACCACAACUCAAGGAAAAGUUAG